AUGAAGCAGAUGGGAACUGUGUUGGAUUAUUGCCGGCGGUUUGAAGAAAUUGCGACAAUGACAGUAGGAGAAAGGGAGGAUGUGCUUUCUACAGUGUUUUUGAAUGGGUUACGACCUGAGAUCAAAGCUGAAGUGAAGCUCCAGCAACCAGAAAUUUUGGGUCGGCCAAAUUCUUUAACUCAAAUUUCAGUUCUAGCCCAAAGAGUGGAAGAAAGAAAUUCAAUCUUGGAAGAGGCCAAAGGAGGGUGCAGUGAGAAACAGUUUCAGAUUGUUUUUCUUGAGGGAGAACAUGAUGAUCCAGAGCAGCAGGAAGAAGAGGAAAAAGAGGAAGUUGCAAUUGAACAAAAUCAAAGCCAUGUGGAGCUAUCCAUCAGCUCGGUGGUGGGAAUACAGGGGCCAAAAACAAUGAAUCUUAAAGGGAGUCCCUACGGUAAAGAAUUAAUUGUGUUGAUUGAUAGUGGGGCUUCCCACAAUUUCAUUGGUUUGGAGGCAGUGGGUAGGUUGGAAUUACUAGUGGUUACAACCCCAUCUUUCAGAGUCAGAGUGGGAGAUGGUUAUCGAGUGACAUGUCAGGGGGAAUGUAAAGCGGUUCUGCUGGAAUUACAAGGAAUGGUUGUGGUUCAAGAUUUUUUUUCUUUUGAAAUGGGGAGCACUGAUGUAGUACUCAGGAUGGCGUGGUUGGAGACUUUAGGGGAAACGGGAAUUAAUUGGAAGAAGCAGACUAUGAAGUUCAAAGUAGGAGAGCGAAUGGUACAACUACGAGGGGAUCCUUCCUUAAGCAAAACACUAGUGUCUUUGAAGGCCAUGAUUAAGAUUGUAUAG
Molecule: messenger RNA, 822 nt
Organism: Pistacia vera
Lineage: Eukaryota; Viridiplantae; Streptophyta; Magnoliopsida; Sapindales; Anacardiaceae
Exons: 2
Coding region: 1-822 (273 amino acids)
Source: RefSeq, a predicted model, not a curated record